AUGAGCGACGAUCCUAUGGCUGAUUUCCUCGCCAGAGAGAAGGCUGCGUUGGGAGACGAUGCCGACUUGUUUGCAUCUGGGACAGCACCUUCAGCGCCAUCAGGAAUGGAUGCGUUCCCUGACUUCUCUUCACCUGCACCUCCUGCCGAACCUUCCAAACCUCCUUCACCACCAAAAGGAAUCGAUGCUUUCCCCUCACUCGAUUCACCUCCUAUCGGAGGAAGUCAGAUUCGAGUUACUGGUGUAGCUGGUACAGGUGAAGAUGAAGAUAGAGCUAUGUUCGAAAAUCAAUUUCCCGAUUUAUCAGGAGAGGUAGGAUAUGAAACUCCAGCAAAACCUAUAUUUAACGCUUUAUCACCUCAACCUUAUGGAGCAUCACCCUAUCCUGCAACAGCUGCACCAAAGCCUCGUUCAGCCCAAUCAAUAUUACCUCCACCUACAUUUAGCAAUAUCAUCUCUUCAACCGAAGAUGAAACGGAACCUAUCAAAGCUUGGAGAGAGAGUCAAUCUGAACAAAUCAAGAAAAGGGAUGAAGAAGAUAAAAAGAGAAGGGAUGAAAUGGCCAAUAAAGCUGAAAAAGCCAUUGAUAGUUUCUAUGAAGAUUACAAUAAAAUGAAAGAGAGGAAUAUCAGAGAGAACAAGGAGAGCGAAGCUGCUUUCCUCGAAAAACUCAAUGAAGGAAUCGCAAAAGGAACAGCCUGGGAACGGAUCACAGAUUUGAUUCAACUUGAAAACUCCCAAUCCAAAACCAUUCGACCUUCUGUACCUGGUGGCUCCGAUUUAGCGAGAAUGAAGGAAAUCCUAUUAGCACUUAAGAGAGAAGGCGACAAAGCUCCUGGUGCAGCCGGCUUUUAG
Molecule: messenger RNA, 855 nt
Organism: Kwoniella shivajii
Lineage: Eukaryota; Fungi; Basidiomycota; Tremellomycetes; Tremellales; Cryptococcaceae
Exons: 6
Coding region: 1-855 (284 amino acids)
Biological process (GO): intracellular protein transport; clathrin-dependent endocytosis
Cellular component (GO): clathrin coat of trans-Golgi network vesicle; clathrin coat of coated pit; plasma membrane
Molecular function (GO): clathrin heavy chain binding; structural molecule activity
Source: RefSeq, a predicted model, not a curated record